Messenger RNA from Verticillium alfalfae VaMs.102, 1119 nucleotides. RefSeq lists its product as hypothetical. The coding region runs from base 1 to 1119 and encodes 372 amino acids. The transcript has a single exon. The record is from RefSeq and is a predicted model, not a curated record. Lineage: Eukaryota; Fungi; Ascomycota; Sordariomycetes; Glomerellales; Plectosphaerellaceae.
AUGCCAUCUUCAAAGACCUUCGAUCCAUCUUCCCUCUCUUCCAUCCCCGAGACCCCAAGUGCUCCCAAGUCAUCCGAAUCCAAGAGCGAUGAUCAGAAGGGCGUCUCCGGAAAACAGCACCCCUUCGUUCACGGCCCUCUAGUCGAGCGAUCGAAGGCCACGCGCCGAACCUACCAUCGACCCAUCUCCAAGACCGAGCUCCAAGCUCUCAAGAUGGCCGACACGCAUGCCCCGGCGAACGACUCAACCUCCCGCCUCAACCCCCCACACCCGGCACUCCAUACCGCAGACCUGCCUCCCGAGAACCCGCGCCGGACAUCCUCACAGUCUCGACGGUCCGAGAGCGGUGCCCCGCCCCAGCCUUCCCUCGACCCCGCCGGCUUCUUCACCCUCGUCACGAACACCAAGUUUGGCGCCACAGCCUCGACGAGCCAGCAAACACACCACCCGCGCGUGCAGUACAUAUUCGCAGACGACGAUCCCGCCGUCCUGACCGCCGCGCUCGCCGACUCGCACGCCCGAAACCAGGCCGCGUCGUCGUCGUCGUCGUCGCACAGCGCCUCGAAGCCGAAGAACCAUGCCAUUCUCGUCGAUGUCGCACCGGUCGAGGAUGGGAAGACGGGAGACUCGGCUUCGUGGCGGGUGACUUCGGCGUCGAGCCUCAGCGGAGACUUUGCCGUGACAGAUGCGAGGAUCACGAGGAUCGAGGAUUCAUCGGCCGCCCGGGGCCCUAAAGCGGACGCCGAGGGACAGAGCGACGCCGAGGAGGAUGACGGCGGAGCAUUGAUGCUGAAGAUUGAGGGGGUUGAGAUGACGGGAGACGACACGACUGGUUCGCUGGGCGAGUCGCUGCCCGGCUCGCAGAGCUCGGUCAAGAGCGGCGGCGGCAGCAAGGAAGACUACGCUGCUCUUUUGGAAGAGUUUGACAAGCACAUGGUCAUCCUGAAGAAGGUUGUCGCUGCGGGCGAAGAGAGGGCUGUGAAGACUGAGCCUGUACAUAUGGAGGAGGUGCCGCUACCGCCGCCGCAGCAGCAGCGCGAGGGCCUUGACGAAGACAAGGAUGAUCAGGCCGAGGCAAAGGCCCACGAUGACAAGGGCAAAGGCAGGGCUUCCGAGUGA